This is a messenger RNA of Achroia grisella, 3552 nucleotides long. RefSeq names its product neurogenic locus Notch protein (gene wry). The coding region runs from base 343 to 2535 and encodes 730 amino acids. The record is from RefSeq and is a predicted model, not a curated record. Gene Ontology annotation, biological process: establishment or maintenance of epithelial cell apical/basal polarity; heterophilic cell-cell adhesion. Gene Ontology annotation, cellular component: protein-containing complex; plasma membrane. Gene Ontology annotation, molecular function: calcium ion binding. The transcript has 12 exons. NCBI's taxonomy places the organism in Eukaryota, Metazoa, Arthropoda, Insecta, Lepidoptera, Pyralidae.
CGAAUAAAUUAAUUACUAUAGAAUUACUUUACUGUCAUUGCAAAGAAGAUUAAGUCCACGUAAUUUUGGUUAGUGGUAGCAUGAGAUGAGCUACUGUAUUGCCGUUCUUGUGAAUUACUUGAGGUCGUCCUAGGUUUAUGUGUAUCGUGUGAAAGGACAUUUAAAUAUCUUCCUGCUCGGUUCUUACAUUUAAGUAUAACUAUAAAAAUAUACCUACAUGCCAGAAAUAUCGGUAGGUAUAUAUUACAACAUUGCCAUUGAAACAGUGCCAAAUAAAGUAGCGAAACUUAGGAACAAGGAUAACCUUGUUGUUAUAAGACGGUGAGUAAUUUAAGAAGCAAUAUGAGGGGCCGUAUAAGAACUUCGCGCUUUUUGCUAAUGGCGUCUGCCUUAAUACUGUCAUUAAUUUCCGCCUGUUUUUGCGAACUUGCUUCGACGGCUCACGAUGACAUUCAAACUGCUUCAAGUUCUCAAGCACCGCUUUCAGCGGUUUUUAUCCAGACAAAAACAAGUACAAAACCAUUAGACACUACUGUAGUACCGACAACUACUACAUUAACAACAAAAGAAAGCAAAAUAACAAAAGCGUAUCCUGCAACUGAGCGCCCGACUACCGCUCGCCAUUCAACUGCUAAAGUAUACGCGAGCACAAAAGCCGUAGUGAAAAGUGCAAGAAGGCAAAAGUUAAAAACUAACUCUAGUGCACUUAAAAGUACGGCACAUUCACCAGCGCGACUUCAAGAGCGAGUGGGGGCUAUAGAUUGCGAUCUGCCAGUGCUGCCAGGAAAGUCUCGCCUGUGGCGAGGCAACGAGACUCACGAACUCAAUUUCCCUGUCACGAUGACUGAGGAGUGCACCGGCGCCUCCAGUGGCAGUAACGGCGUUGGUGGAAUUGCAUCAGACGAGGAGUGCCCCAUGGUUAUCGUAUCGUGGGAGGGUUCCACUGAUAUACAGAGCGGAGAUAUACUUAUUGUUCGCAUUUCGGACUCUUUACUUCUCGAUACCAACUACCAAGUUAAUUCGAGAAAUAACACCCUUGACAAUAAUUCAAGUCGGAGCGAGGACGAGACUAAUCAUCGUACGCCUGUGCAACCAUCUGUGUAUCAGGUGACACGACAAGGGCACGAACACUGUGAUGUAUCCGAAGGCAUGCUCCUAGACAUCACACCGCUCGAUGAGCGUGGUGCCAAACUAUUCACUUUAUAUGAUAAGGAUUUGACUGAAGGCGUUAAUUUACUGAUAGUUGUGUCUGAGAAUUGGGGUUCAAAGUGUGUUCGUCUAAAAGUAACUGUAAAGUCCGACAACUGUGGUGAAUUUCAAGAUUGUUCUGGAAAAGGCGUAUGUUACACCAACGUUUCAAUGGAAGGGUACGAAUGCCAGUGUUGUCCGGGCUACAUGGGCCCGCACUGCGAGGAAAGGGAUGCCUGCAAUCCAUCACCCUGCUUGAAUAAUGGUAUAUGUGUCGACCUUGCGCAGCCUCUCAGUGGUGCCAACUACCGUUGCCUUUGUCCAUAUGGUUUUAUCGGUAGAAAGUGCGAGAAGGAUCCCUGUUAUUCCACUCCGUGCUUAAAUGGUGGUUCAUGUAUGAGUAUGGCCAUGAAUGGAACAACAACUUUCCAUUGUGCGUGCGCCGAUGGAUGGACAGGUGCGCACUGCGAACUAUCCAUCGCCGGCGGUGCUUGCGCAUCUAAUCCUUGCGUUAAGGGAAUCUGUAUCGAACAGAUUGACAAUGACGUAGAUGGACCGGCGUAUAAAUGCUUUUGUCAACCUGGAUAUACAGGAGAUCAGUGCGAGCUGGAAUACAACGAGUGUGUGUCGUCGCCGUGUGCCAACGGUGGCACGUGCACCGACCGCGUCGGUGGGUUCGCUUGCUCCUGCAGCCGCGGGUACACCGGCAACACCUGUCAACUUAAGGUGGAUUUAUGUUCACCGAAUCCUUGUCCGGAGCACCAUUAUUGUCUCGAUCGGGGGAACAACUACGCUUGCGAGUGUCCGCAUGGUUUCGUCGGCGAGGAGUGUCAUAUUCCCACAAGAUCUGCUUGCGACAACAAUCCAUGCGCUCACGGAGGCACGUGCUGGAACGGUAUUGACUCUUUCUACUGCUCCUGUCGUCCCGGAUAUACGGGGAAGCUUUGCGAGGAGGAUUUCAUUUUAGAGUCUGUGGUGGGUAGCGAAGGCGGCAUUAGCGCGGAGCCCCGAGGUGGCGGUUCAGUGCGUGAGGUGCGGCUGCCACUCGGCCUCUACCACGACAGGCUUCACAAUGUAUACAUCGCAGCAGGCACGCUCGGCGCUGCUAUAGCCAUCGUUGGAAUUGUUGUAACAGCGUGCCACUGUCGUGUAAAUAAGACGUACUCGCGGCUGCUUUCAAGAUUGUCUCGAGUUACUGAAUCCGGGCCACCGCAUCAUUGGUUACAGGACAAACGUGCUCCGCCAUCAUCAGCCCCCUUCCCACCGCCUUCUUCAACCCUGGACACCACGGACAUGUACUACACACUCGAUUUCAGUGACAGUCAAAGCUCUCCACUCAUUCAAUAGCAAUCACUGCAGAACUGCUCCGAAGGGGAACGGUUCAAAAUACAGAUUUAAAUUUGCAUACAGGGAGAUAUUGGAGAUGAUAUACACCAAAAUAUUAAAAUUAAGGGACGUUUUUAAACAUAAAUGUUAUAUUAUGCAGUACUCCAAUUCCAAUGUUAGUAGGUAGGUACCCAAUUGAUGUGGUUUAUGCAAAACUUCAAAUCCAAAUUAGCUGCUAAUAAUAACAAUAAAUCUAUAUUCAGAUGUUGCCGCAACAAAGAUUUUGUUCAUAAAAUAGAUAUGAUCAUUCCUGUUAGCAAAAACUUAGAACUAAGGAAACGGAGUAUAGAUGUUGUAGCGUAAACAUUUGCCAAUCAGCUUAUGGCUAAAAUUACGUACAAAUAAAUACGUAUAUAUUUUACUGUAUUCGUAUUUUAUUUUUAAAUGUGACGUUCUAUUAAGUAUUAGCAAUUUUGGGACGUAUUAUGAGAUGUUGUUUACAACUAAAUAAUGUAUUUCUUAUCAUAAUUUUUAUUAUUACCUACUUGUUAUAGUUAUAUGUGUUUGUGUGUUAUUUUUCUAGUGAAUUGUAUUACGACAUUUUUUUUAUUUUGUGAUAUAUUUACCUAAGCAGGCACAUAUUUAUAUUCGUGAUUUAACUGUUUUAUUUAAUUUAAAAAUUGCUAAAAAAUAUGCAAUAGAUUGGUGAAAGCGGAUAUUAUUUCUUAUAGGUAAACGUAAAAUAUUUUUAGUUACUUCAUUCGUACAACAAACAAAUGAUUCAAUUGUCUUGUAUUUUAUUUAUUUUUCACCUAAUUGAAACCCUACUGAUGAUUAAAAUCAAUGUAAUAAUCAAAUCUCUUAUUCAAUAAAACGCCAAGAGCCUAAUUCACCUACUUCAACGAUGUCAGUUAUAUAUGUUUAUGGUAUAAUGCAAACUGUUUUGUUGAUUUGAAAGAAAAUGACAUUUCAAUACACUUCAAUAGUUAAAAUAGAUUAUUACGUUUCAGUUUUUAUGAAAUAUGCGGUAUUUAUGAU